AGUGACUGCUGUAAGGGAACUUUCAGCUCCUCUCCCUGCAACACUAUGAAGUGCCUCGGGCAGCCCAGGACUCGGACAGCUGCUUUUCUGCCUCUUUGCCUGCUUUUUUGGGAGAUUCUGCAAGCAGGGCAUGGCCACCUUUAUAACAACAGCUAUGCUGGUGAUAAGGUGAUUAGACUUACUCCCAAUACAGAAGAAGAAGCAAAUGCACUGAAGAAAAUAUACCACCAACUUAAGGUGGACCUAUGGCAGCCGAGCAGUAUCUCCUAUGUAUCAAAAGGAGCAGUUACUGAUGUCCGUAUUCCCCAAAAUGGUUCCCAAGUCCUGUUAGCGUUCUUACAGGAAGCCAACAUCCAGUACAAGGUCCUCAUAGAAGAUCUUCAGAACACACUGGAAAAGGCAAGCAGUUUGCGAACCCAGAGAAAUAGAAGAUACCUGUCUGGAUAUAAUUAUGAAGUUUAUCACUCCUUAGAAGAAAUUCAAAAUUGGAUGCGUCAUCUAAAUAAAACUCAUUCAGGUCUCAUUCACAUGUUCUCUAUUGGAAAAUCAUAUGAGGGAAGGUCUCUAUAUGUUUUAAAGCUGGGCAGAAGAUCACAAACUUACAAAAGAGCUGUCUGGAUAGACUGUGGUAUUCAUGCAAGAGAAUGGAUUGGUCCUGCUUUUUGCCAGUGGUUUGUAAAAGAAGCUCUUCUAACAUAUAGGAGUGACCCAACCAUGAGAAAAAUGUUGAGUCAUCUGUAUUUCUAUAUCAUGCCUGUGUUUAACGUUGAUGGAUACCAUUUUAGCUGGACCAGUGAUCGAUUUUGGAGAAAAACAAGGUCAAGGAACCCAAGGUUUCGCUGCCGUGGAGUUGAUGCCAAUCGUAACUGGAAAGUGAAAUGGUGUGAUGAAGGAGCUUCUAUGCACCCUUGUGACGAUACAUACUGUGGACCUUUCCCAGAAUCUGAACCAGAAGUGAAAGCUGUAGCCACUUUCCUCCGAAAACACAGGAAGCACAUUAAAGCUUACCUCUCCUUUCAUGCAUAUGCUCAGAUGUUGCUGUAUCCCUAUUCUUACAAAUAUGCAACAAUCCCCAACUUUAGCUGUGUGGAAUCUGCAGCUUAUAAAGCUGUGAAUGCACUUCGGUCAGUAUAUGGGGUACAGUAUAGAUACGGACCUGCCUCCAGCACGUUGUAUGUGAGCUCUGGUAGCUCAAUGGAUUGGGCCUACAAAAACGGAAUACCCUAUACAUUUGCUUUUGAACUUCGUGACACUGGACAUUUUGGAUUUUUACUUCCAGAGGUGCUCAUCAAACCAACCUGUACAGAGACCAUGCUGGCUGUGAAGAAUAUCACAAUGCACCUCCUAAAGAAAUGUCCCUGAGACCCAAGGGUUGGGUCAACCACCAGAAGGCUGGUUCUCUGCAAGAGCUA
Messenger RNA from Neogale vison (American mink), 1412 nucleotides. It is a transcript of the gene CPA6, whose product is annotated as carboxypeptidase A6. NCBI's taxonomy places the organism in Eukaryota, Metazoa, Chordata, Mammalia, Carnivora, Mustelidae. Bases 46 to 1362 code for a protein of 438 amino acids. Gene Ontology annotation, molecular function: zinc ion binding; metallocarboxypeptidase activity. The record is from RefSeq and is a predicted model, not a curated record. The transcript has 11 exons. Gene Ontology annotation, biological process: proteolysis.